This is a messenger RNA of Phragmites australis (common reed), 1438 nucleotides long. Its product is annotated as SUMO-activating enzyme subunit 1A-like. The transcript is spliced from 11 exons. Gene Ontology annotation, biological process: protein sumoylation. Bases 193 to 1182 code for a protein of 329 amino acids. Lineage: Eukaryota; Viridiplantae; Streptophyta; Magnoliopsida; Poales; Poaceae. Gene Ontology annotation, molecular function: SUMO activating enzyme activity. Gene Ontology annotation, cellular component: cytoplasm; SUMO activating enzyme complex. The record is from RefSeq and is a predicted model, not a curated record.
CCAGGCGCACACGUAGUCUCGUCUCGUCCGCCGCACGCGCGUUUCUCUGUGACACUCCGCGAGCCCCCGACGACCGCGCCGCUCGACUCUCCACCUGCCGGCGACGAGCUUGCAGCCCCAGCCCGCCCACUUCCGCCUCCUUCCGGCCUCCCUCUUUCCCCAUUCAGGCUCCGGAUCUGGGCGCUCUCGGUGAUGGACGGCGGCGGCGGCGCGGAGGGGGAGCUCACGGCGCAGGAGACAGCGCUCUACGACCGCCAGAUCCGCGUCUGGGGCGUCGACGCCCAGAAGAGGCUAAGUAAAGCGCACGUGCUUGUUUGCGGCAUGAACGGCACUACUAUUGAGUUCUGCAAGAAUAUUGUUCUAGCAGGAGUUGGUAGUUUAUCCUUCAUGGAUGAUCACAUCGUCACGGAGGAUGAUCUGAAUGCAAAUUUCUUAAUUCCUCCUGACGAGAGCAUAUAUGGUGGUAGAUCUCGAGCCGAAGUUUGCUGCGAGUCCUUGAAAGAUUUCAAUCCAAUGGUCCGAGUUUCUGUCGAAAAGGGUGAUCCAUCACUUAUUGAUGGAGAAUUCCUUGACAAGUUUGACAUUGUUGUAGUUAGCUGUGCUUCUCUUAAAACAAAGUUGUUUAUUAAUGACAACUGCCGAAAGAGAAGCAAGCAUAUUGCCUUCUAUGCUAUAGACUGCAAGGAUUCUUGCGGUGAAAUAUUUGUUGAUCUGCAGAAGCACAGUUAUGUUCAGAAGAAGCCUGGAGGAGAAAGUGAACAGCAGGAGUUGACAUAUCCUAGUCUUCAGGAAGCUGUCUCUGUACCAUGGAAUAAUCUUCCAAGAAAGACAACUAAAUUAUACUUUGCUAUGCGAGUGUUGGAAAAUUAUGAACUCUCUGAAGGGCGCAGCCCUGGUGAAACAACACUUUCUGAUAUGCCUGCAGUUUUGGCUCGGAGGAAGGACAUGUGCGAUAGAAUGUCUUUAAACGAGUCUCAAAUUCCUACUGCUCUCAUGGAACGGCUGCUAGCAGCUGGAAAGAAGGAACAUCCUCCUGUUUGUGCAAUCCUUGGUGGUAUUCUUGGUCAGGAGGUGAUUAAAUCGAUAUCCUGUAAGGGUGAUCCGAUCAAGAACUUCUUCUAUUUUGACGCGGCUGAUGGUAAAGGUGUCAUCGAGAAUAUCCCCGCACCUUCUGCAAGCUGAAGCGCUUAUUCUCCGAACUCUAAUUCUACCAGGCUCACUGGUCCUUGUACACACUCGUUAGCAUUGAACAUGUAACAGCUCUUAGAUUAGUAGCCGGUGAAGUGAAAAAGGUAUGUAGUAUUUUAUUGCUGCGAUAAAGCUAUGGCAUUAGGAAUGGUAUCGAGCAGAAAACUAAUGUUAUGCACCAACUAUUUUGAAGCUAAGUCAGGGAGACUUCAUAUCGAGGGAAAAGUGCUUUGUGAUUGUUUUCUCUUUA